Messenger RNA from Asparagus officinalis (garden asparagus), 1192 nucleotides. Its product is annotated as transcription factor FER-LIKE IRON DEFICIENCY-INDUCED TRANSCRIPTION FACTOR-like. Gene Ontology annotation, biological process: regulation of DNA-templated transcription. The record is from RefSeq and is a predicted model, not a curated record. Gene Ontology annotation, cellular component: nucleus. Bases 16 to 891 code for a protein of 291 amino acids. The transcript has 3 exons. Gene Ontology annotation, molecular function: protein dimerization activity; sequence-specific DNA binding; DNA-binding transcription factor activity. NCBI's taxonomy places the organism in Eukaryota, Viridiplantae, Streptophyta, Magnoliopsida, Asparagales, Asparagaceae.
UCUAUACUUAAGAAAAUGGACCACCCACAACUUUUCUUCUCAACUCAAACUUACUUGCACUCAAAUGAUGGGUUUGAUCCAAUAAUUUGGAAUACUAAUCAAGGUUUUGGUGGCUUCGAGCUCCCUGAAACUAGUGUUCUUGACAAUGUGCUUGAUUUUGGCAUUGAUUUGCCAACAGAUGCAAUGGGAGAAUCUCCUGCUAGCUACAACUUGAGCCUAGAGGAGGAGGAGGAGGAUCGCAAGCAAAAUUAUGAUGAAGGCAGUUCUUCAAGGAAAAGGAUGAAGUGUAAGAGGGACCGCUCAAAGACUCUGGUGGCCGAGAGGAGUAGGAGGAGUAGGAUGAAGGAGAAGCUCUAUGCUUUGAGAUCAUUAGUCCCUAACAUAACCAAGAUGGACAAAGCCUCAAUCAUUGGCGACGCGAUAGUUUAUGUGCAGAGCCUCAAAGAUCAAGCUAAGAAGUUAGCAGAUGAGAUAUCAUUUCUUGGAUCAUCACCAACAUCAAGAGAGGACCAAAUGUUCUUCAGAGUUCCAAUUGAUAAUUUGAGGGCUAAGCAAACUGAAGAGUGUUACGACAAAAAGAAGAAGCAAUUUGGGGGGGAAAUGCUGAAUGUGAUGGCUCAUGAAGUUGGUGAAGGAACAUUCUAUUUAAGGAUGGAUUGCAAUAAGAGAGAUGGAGCUGUAUCAGCUCUGUACAGUGCCAUUGAGUCCUUUGAAUGCUUCCAUGUACAGAACUCUGACCUCUCGUUCCACUGUGAUAGAUUCAUGCUAACACUAACCUUGGAUGUAAAAGGAACAGAAAAGAUGAUGAUGAGUGCUUCUUCACUGAAGUUAUGGGUGAUUAGUGCUCUUGUUAAGGAGGGAUUUGGGUUUGAGAUGCAUCAGAGUAUCUAAUUUUUGCGAACUCUCCUCUCAUCAUUCCAUAUCAAUGCCAAUACGGCAAAGGAGAAGACGAAGAAAGAGAUCCGGGAAAAUUUUGUUAAUUGUAUUUGAUGAGUGUUGACAUUAGAUGUACAUCGACUCAGGAUAUCAUAUAUAACAUAUGCAUAACAUUAUAAAAUGUUUGUGCUUGAGUGUAGAUGUUAGAUGUACAUCGUCUCAGGAUAUCAUAUAUAAACAUAUGCAUAACAUUAUAAAAUGUUUGUGCUUGAGUGUAGAUAUUAGAUGUACAUCGUCUCAGGAUAUCAUAUAUAAA